AUGGCUUCUCUUAUCUACCUCGGACUGGCGUCCUUGAUAUCCAACGAUCAUGCAUCCCGUUCUUCAGCGGACGGUCUGAUCGUCCCCCGCAUUGACGUGGCGAGCCUGGCUGUGACUGGGGGCACCAACUCUGUUCGCGUUCCGGGUGGAUAUGUCCCAAAGGCGAUCCCUCUCGCGGCGAUCGGUGUUGCACUCUUCGGGAUCUCUGGCAUCGUUCACUGGAUAUAUUACUUCACCGCACGUCCUCGCCGCAAGUUCACGUUGAGUCUGACGAUUGGCAUGUCCGCCAUGGCUCUCGGUUUUAUCCUACGAAUCGUCUAUGCCCUUGGAUCGCACACGCUGGGCAAGUACAUUGUCAUGGACCUCUUUAUCUUGCUUUCCCCCUGUCUGUUCCUCGUCACCGACUACGUGCUAUUUUCUCGCCUGGUCGCCACCUUCCAUACCGAGGUCGUCUCGCGCUGCCUGCUCAUCCGGCCAAGCCGGAUCACGCAUAUCUUCGUCUACAGCGACGUGUUGACGUUCCUCAUCCAAAGCACCGGAGGCGCGCUCAGUGCCGGGAAGAACGCGAACACGGCCAAGCUUGGUAGCAAUAUUGCACUGGCCGGGUUGGUUCUCCAGGCGCUUUCAUUCGGGCUCUUCACAGUCCUUCUGAUCGUCUUCUCGUGGCGGCUACUGCUCUCGACCGAGCCAAUCCAAGACUGGCGCAUCCUCAUCUACAUCCUUUACCUGACCUGCCUCGGGAUCCUCACGCGGUCCGUUUUUCGAAUCGUCGAGUUUGCCGGAGGGUAUCGCGGUUACGUGGCCAAUCACGAGGUGUUUUUCUACCUGCUGGAUGCGCUCCCCCUAUGGAUAUCGAUGACGUUGUUCUGCAUCAUCUGGCCCGCGCGAUGCAUCCCGGAAGGAGAGCCUGAGGGAGGUAAAGCCAAGAGCAUGAUACUCGCAGAGCGUGGGACUCCUGGGUAUGCCUCUUCACAAGAAGUCAAUUGAGUGCUAGAGAUUACUGUACUUGCAUAUAUGUCAAUAUUAAUAGAGGAUUAUCGGAC
Messenger RNA from Mycena citricolor, 1043 nucleotides. NCBI's taxonomy places the organism in Eukaryota, Fungi, Basidiomycota, Agaricomycetes, Agaricales, Mycenaceae. The record is from the annotation of a GenBank genome assembly.